Messenger RNA from Saccostrea cuccullata (small rock oyster), 2366 nucleotides. RefSeq names its product patched domain-containing protein 3-like. Gene Ontology annotation, cellular component: membrane. The record is from RefSeq and is a predicted model, not a curated record. Lineage: Eukaryota; Metazoa; Mollusca; Bivalvia; Ostreida; Ostreidae.
UCAGGUGUUGCUGUGUUGUUUUGCUAUCUCAAUCAGUUAUUUUUCUUUUCCUCUGCCAUUUGCUUGAAUGAGAUCAGGACAAAAGAAAAGAGACAUUAUUAUUUGUGUUGUUUAAAGUUAAACCAGGAUGAGACAGAAGGCAAUAAGAAAAACUGUUGUUAUUCUGGAAGCAUCCAAGAAAGAGAAGAUGUAGAGAGUCUUUUGGAAAAAUAUCCAAAACAAAUACCCAUCAAAUUGUUAUCUCAUAGUGCAGGAAAAUGUGCUGUAUGUAUUUUAUUUGUUAUAUAUUUAAGUCUGUCUAUUUUUGGGGCCACAAAUUUUAAGCAAGGUUUGCAUUUAUUUAAUUUGGUUGCUGAGGAUUCCUAUUUUUAUAAGUACAGCAAAUGGGAGGAUCAGUUUUUCACGGUAGAACCAGUUGUAAUGCUGUGUAUAAAACAAGAAGAGAAAUAUUCUCUUAAGUUUACUCAGAACAGUAUAACAGAUGUUUUAGCCAAAGCUAAGAAAUUAUCAGGUAUAGAUGAAAAGUUUGAAAUCAACUGGUUAAAACAUUAUGAAAAAUCUCUUUUAUAUAGUAAUAGAUCAGAGGCAGAAUUUGUGAAUGGUCUGCAUUCAUUUAUAAGAGAUGCAAGUACUUUUUCAAACGAUAUAUUUUUUGAUGCAAGUGGAACUAGAAUUCUGUCAUCUAAAUUUUAUCUAAAAUCCAAUAACUUGAAAACUAGUGAAUCUCAAGGAUCAUUGAUGCUUGAACUACGAGCAAUAUCAGAGGAAGCAAAAAUCUCCUGUUUUUUCUACAAUGCAGCUUUCAUUUUUUACGAACAGUUUGUUCAGAUACUACCAAGUACCUUACAAACAGUGGGUAUAGCCAUCAUUGCAAUGUUGGUUGUAACAUCCUUGCUGAUGCCAAAACCUUUGAUUGUUAGCAUUGUAGCCCUAAAUUUAAUUAGCAUAAUUGUUGGUGUGGUUGGUUUUAUGUACUUCUGGGAUCUUACAUUGAGUUCGAUCACAAUGAUCCAUCUUGUUAUGAGUGUUGGAUUUUCAGUGGAUUUCAGUGUACAUGUUUCUCAUGCAUUUUUGUCUGUCCGACAAGAAAAGAACAUAAUUAAAAGUGCUCUUGAUAAGGUUGGAGGACCUGUAAUUAAUGCUGCCCUGUCUUCUCUGAUUGGAAUCUCAAUGCUAGCUUUUUCCAGUAGCUAUGUGUUUGUCUCUUUUGGAAAAGUAAUGUUUCUUGUUAUCAUUAUAGGAUUACUUCAUGCAGUUUUUUUCCUUCCCUUUAUUUUAUAUAUGGUGACCAGUUUAGGGAGGAAGACACAACAUUCUUCAAGUAAUAUAAAAGAAGAAAUGGAAUCUGUAGAACUGAAAAAAAAAUGAAAUAUUUAAUGUAAAAUUCAGGAGAAACUUGUAAGGUUAACAUGCUCAUCCUGAUGGUUUACUCGUAAAUGUUCACGACUACAAUAGCAUUUACUCAGAGAAAUGUUGAGUAUUUUUAUUCUGUACAGAAUAAAACUGAAUUUCUAAUGGCACGUGCCAUUAGAAAUUCAGUUUAAUUCAUUUAUCAUAUCUUGAUUAAAUACAUGUUUUUGAUACAGUGAAAUAAAACAAUGUAUUUAGGCUAAAUUCAGCCAUGUAAAUGACAUCACAACGUAACUUUCUAAAUGGCCCUUACAGUUUUCUUUUCAUACAACAGAAAGUCUGAUCAUUUUACCAACUGCAUGUCAUGAAAAACCUGAGUGUCAAUUUAGGUUGUAUUUUCCCUUAGAACUCAAGAUCCAUCAGCCUCAUGGUUAUUAUUGUUGUCAUCUAAGGAUAAAGGAAAGCAAAUUUAAAUAUGUGUAAUUCUUGAAUGAAACUAACAGGCUUUUCUGUCUGUCAGUCCAUUUAGUUUCCAUUAAUUUUCUUUGCAGAGGUUGCACAUACUGAAUUUACAAAUUUUAACACCCGUAUCACACAGUGCAGAAUCGGUGUAUUUACUACUAAGUAUAUGAUAAACAAAUUUAUUAUACUUCUGUCAAAAUGUUUCCUAUAUAAAGUUAAGAAGGUAAAAUAGCUAUCUCAGAUAGUCCAAGCAUAGCAAAGCUAUACCCCGUUGUAUAGUUUUUGCUAUCUGCCCUCGGAAAAUUUUCAUGCAAUAUUUGCCACCAAUUUUGAUUUCCAGCGAUAAAUCUAUUGACUGAUGACUCAUAAUGACUUCAGUAGCAUUGUGACGUCAUCAUGAUGUCGGAUUAUUCUUGUAGUUUUAUCUUACUAAAAAAAAUUCAAACCUAAAAAAUUAUAUUAUACAUCAGUAUAAUAAAACAUUUAUCCACUGGUUGUGAGUGGGAUAGCUCUUUCAUCAAACCCUUGACAGGAACUAUUCCCCUCGGGCAAGC